UUGCUGUAUCAUAAAUCAGUUUUAUAUACUGCAAUAAAAUAGCUGCAAACCUGCAACUUUAAGAAAGCAUAGGUUAUUACGUAUUUUUACAUGCACGACUGAAUUGCGGAUCUCAAGAAAACCGCAAGUUACCCGAUAUCUGCAGUUAAAAUUGUAUUUAUUAUAUUUUACUUUUAAGAUAACUGUUCCAAACUAUAUCAUAAAACUCUUAUUGCGUUACUAAACGCUGAUUAUACAUUCUUACUUAUUGCAGCUCGUAAUCGUUAUUGUUAACUAAUAGUUUCCAAAAAGGGAAGUUUCGCGAAACCGAUUAGCUGUCAUAAGUAGGAAAUAGGAAAUCGAGAGCGUGUAGCUUUCAAUUCACAACGUGUGUAUAGAUUUAAGCCUAUUUUUGCACCCAGUAUAAUACAAUAUUUUACUGAGGCGUUAUUUGAGUACUUCGGGUAUUUCAGUAUCUUAUGCAUGCUUGCCCCAAAGUUCAUGCGCAUUAAAAUGAUAAUUUUAAGACAGAAAAACGGUUUUAGAAGCAGUGCUCUUAAGUGAAAAGAGUUCUUUGUUUGUAGUGUAGCGAAGAACAAUUACUGAGAGUUGGUCACUGUCAUUUAAGAACAGACUGAUUUGAUCUGACUACUGUAUGUAAUACCACCCUCACCUAUAAAACAGUACUAGCUUUGUAGUUAAAAGAUGGAAGACAAGAGAAAGACAAUGCGUCUGCGAGAAUGGAUUAUCGCUCAGAUUGAGAGCGGAAUGUAUUCGGGACUUUGUUGGGAAAAUUACGAGAAAAAUAUGUUUCGAAUUCCUUGGAAGCAUGCAGCAAAACAGGACUAUAAGCAAAAUGAAGACGCGGCACUUUUCAAGGCAUGGGCUGUGUACAAGGGCAAGUAUCACGAAGGCGAGGACAAGGCUGAUCCUUCGGUGUGGAAGACGCGACUACGUUGUGCUCUCAACAAGAGCAGCGACUUUGUGGAGGUGCCAGAACGCAGCCAGCUGGACAUCAGUGAGCCCUACAAAGUGUACAAGAUCCAGACUGACCAAGAGAAUCCAGGGAAGCGGGUAACCUUUGAUAUCUGUUCGCCAAGCACACCAAUCAGAGCGCUGGCCAAACGCCACCUGGAGUGUGUUUCUCCAGUGCAGGCCGAGGACCGAGGCUGGGAAGGGAAGACAGGCCCUGUUCAUCUGCCCCAGCAUCCUGCAGGUAUGGAUGCUAGGGGGGUGUCAUGCUCAUGGUCCAUGUUGGGGGAGCCGGGCCCUGGUGUGACCCGUCCGUUCGUGCCCUUCUCCAGCCAAGAAGUGAUUCAUAUAUCAGAGUUUCGGUUGCGAGUGUGUCUCUUCUACCAAGGGCAGAUGGUCCAGGACUUCACCACCAGCACACCGAGGGGCUGCUGGAUCUUGCACGGUGCUGUGCCCGCAGAGGAUGGGCAUGUGUUUGGCCCGAGGGCUGUAGAGCAGCUCCGCUUCCCCCUUCCAGGGAUUGCGCGGGCCACGGGCGCCGUCUGUGAGGUCAUGGCGCGUCUGCUGCCUCACCUGCAGCGUGGUGUGCGGGUGUGGGUCACCCAGGAUGGGGUCUUCAUCAAGCGCUUCUGCCAAGGCCGUGUGUACUGGGGCGGUCCGCUGGCCCAGCAUCAGGACCGGCCCAACAAGCUGGAGCGGGAGAAAACCUGCAAAGUUCUGGAUGUAUACGUCUUCCUCCAAGAGUUGAGGCUGUUCCUGCAGAGGGCUGGACCCAAGCCUAAAUUCAGGAUUGACCUGUGCUUUGGAGAAGAAUACCCUGAACCUGUAGAGAGCAAGGCCAAGAAGCUCAUUACUGCGGAAAUCGAGCCAUUGUUUGCCACAAAUCUGAUGAACAGUGCUCCGGACCUCCCAGCGGACGUGGUACUGCAGGUCCUGGACUCGAGAGAGCACCAGCAGCGAUUGACGGAGCAUUCCGGGCCAGAUUUACGCCUGUAAAUGAGCUGCCACCUGCAUCUUACGGGUGAAGUCCCACACCUGACAGAGUGUGGAGUUCAAUGUCCACUGUGGUCUCUGCUGUGCCCAC
Molecule: messenger RNA, 2035 nt
Organism: Brienomyrus brachyistius
Lineage: Eukaryota; Metazoa; Chordata; Actinopteri; Osteoglossiformes; Mormyridae
Gene: irf10
Product: interferon regulatory factor 10
Exons: 8
Coding region: 685-1947 (420 amino acids)
Biological process (GO): regulation of transcription by RNA polymerase II; immune system process
Cellular component (GO): nucleus
Molecular function (GO): RNA polymerase II cis-regulatory region sequence-specific DNA binding; protein binding; DNA-binding transcription factor activity, RNA polymerase II-specific
Source: RefSeq, a predicted model, not a curated record